Puccinia graminis f. sp. tritici CRL 75-36-700-3 is the source of this 357-nucleotide messenger RNA. RefSeq lists its product as uncharacterized. Bases 1 to 357 code for a protein of 118 amino acids. NCBI's taxonomy places the organism in Eukaryota, Fungi, Basidiomycota, Pucciniomycetes, Pucciniales, Pucciniaceae. The transcript has a single exon. The record is from RefSeq and is a predicted model, not a curated record.
AUGGACUUCUACACUCAGCGUUGCUAUGUACCCUCGGCUUUGACUCGCCGCAUUAUUGGGAAGGUCUACAUCGGACUAUGUAUCUCAUACCCCUCACACCUUUGGUCUACAUGCAUCCAUGUUGGCGAUUACGAACAUUACGACCGAACGGGGCAUGCGGCCAUCAGGCGUGCCCAUAUGGCCAUCAAGCUUGUGAGGUGCCACGGGGCCUCGCCUGCGAGGCCCCACCAUGGCGCCACCUCAUGGCGCCGCCGGAAUGUGUGGCAGAACAGCGGCUCGGAGGGGUCUCCGACCUGCAGGGCAGCGACGGCACCGCGAGGGACGCCUCCCGGGCGCCGAACGCGACAGGGUGUGUAA